Molecule: messenger RNA, 2222 nt
Organism: Paramecium tetraurelia
Lineage: Eukaryota; Ciliophora; Oligohymenophorea; Peniculida; Parameciidae
Exons: 3
Source: RefSeq, a predicted model, not a curated record
AUGAAAAUCAUCAAAAUUUUACUACUCCUUUGCAUUGUCUCUUCAGUGUUCACACAACUUACUCAAGGUGCUCCAACAGGUGGCCAAAGCGGCUCUGGAAGCUCUAAUCCCACAUAAGGUGCCCCUACUGGCCAACAAGGAUAAUAAAAUACAGCUGGUGGAUAACAAUAAGGUGGCCAAUAAGGCGGUUAAUAAGGCGGUUAACAAGGUGGAUAACAAGGUGGAUAACAAGGUGGAUAAUAAGGCGGUUAACAAGGUGGAUAAUAAGGUGGCCCAUAGACCGGAGGAAAAGCCAAGAAAUGCUAACCAACACAAUCAUAAUCAGGAUAGCAAUCAGGAUAACAAUCAGGAUAGCAAUAAGGACAAUAAUAAGGAUAAUAAUAGGGUUAAUAAUAAGGACAGUAAUAACCAAGCUCAUAAACCCUCCCUGGAAAUCAACUUCCAGGUCAAUAAGUUUAAUAAUAACCAUCAGGAACAAACUAAUAACAACCAAGUGGUACUUAACAACCAAGUGGUACUUAAUAACCAAGUGGAACCUAAUAACCAAGUGGUACUUAAUAACCAAGUGGAACUUAAUAACCAAGUGGAACCUAAUAACCAGGUGGAACCCAACCAUAACAACCAAGUGGAACACAAUAAUAAGGUGGAACUCAACUACCAGGUGGAUAAUAAGGUGGUUAAUAGACAGGACAAACUGGUUCAGGAUAAGGAUAAAUGGGUCAAGGAUAAACUGGUUAAGGAUAAGGAUAAAUGGGUCAAGGAUAAACUGGUUAAGGAUAAGGAUAAAUGGGUCAAGGAUAAGGUUAAGGACAAAUGGGAUAAGGUCAAGGAUAAGGCCAAGGAUAAGGAUAAGGAUAAGGAUAAGGAUAAGGUUAAGGCCAAGGAUAAGGAUAAGGAUAAGGCCAAGGAUAAGGAUAAGGUUAAGGAUAAGGUCAAGGUUAAGGACAAGGAUAAGGACAAGGAUAAGGUCAAGGAUAAGGACCUUAAGGACCUCCUUAAUCAAAAGGAUAAUGGAAUUAAGACUCAGAGCAACAAGAAUAAUGUGUUGAAGUCGAAGUUAGUUGUGCUGAUACUGAAAUUGUGUUCAAAGAUAGAUGUGUUGCCGCAACAUGCGAAAACUUGGACAAAGUUCAAAGCAAACAAGAAGGUGGAAAGAAGAAGCUUCCAAUUAAAGUUGAUGGAAAAGCUGACUUCAAUGACAAUAAAGAUGUUGUCGUAUAAUUAGCAUUCCCUGAUAACAAAGACAAACCACUUGUUAAAUCAGAUGGAAAUGCAAAUGCUUGUGUUGAAAGAGCAAUUUACAGAUAUAGACCAAGUUUCUUAAGUGAAACAUUAGAUGAUACAACUGUCACAAGCAGUUAUGAUGAUGAUAAAUAAUUAAGAAUUUGGGAAUUCACAAUCUUGAAUGCAGAUCUUGAUAGCAAAUUGUUCAAAGAUGAAUAAACAGAUAAGAUUGUUUAUACUGGUUACUAUUCAGUUAAACUUACAAUCUAAGAAAAGAAGUUAGCUCAAUUCUUCUUUACAUUCUUUGUAGCAGUCGACUUAGAUGGUAAUGUUUUAACAGCUUAAGCCACAUCUGAUGCUUAAGAUGAUACUCCUGCUUGCGCAACUGAAGACAAUUGUGUUUCAAGAGCUGAAACUGAAGUAGGAUUUUGCAGUGACUAAACCUGUUAAACUCUCGUUGAUUAACCAUAAGUCUAUGCAGGAUAAAAUUUCUAUGUUGUCCAAAGAGUAAAAUAAACUGGAUUUGAAAAAUGGAAAGUCGGAGAUGCUGAUGUUACUAUCACCGGUGAUGGAGUCAACAAGAAAUUGAAACCUGCUUCUCAAGAUAAGCAAGCUGGAUAAACUAUUUACACAUUAAAUGUUGACAUUCUUGCUAAUAAUGUUGAAUUCUCAGUCAAUGGUAAACUUGAAGAUCCAACUGCUGCUCGUAGAUUCAGAUUUUUAGAAGAUGCUACAACCACCGAUGGUACUGAAGUAUCCUCUGCUAAAGCUGUUGGUUCAACUACCUUAGAAUGCAUUAAGAAGGAUGCUAACUCUUCAUGCCCAACCGCUGACGAAGCCAAAGCAUACAAUAAACCAGAUUGCGGAACUAUCGGAUAAGCAGAAUGCGAAAGCAACAAUGGAUACAUCUGGUCAUUUGUGAUCUUAGCUGUCUUAAUGUUAGUACAAUGAUUAAUUAUUUACAUCAUAAAGCACAUACACAAUUUACAUUCUUUUUA